Messenger RNA from Athalia rosae (coleseed sawfly), 1019 nucleotides. RefSeq names its product spindle and kinetochore-associated protein 1-like. The record is from RefSeq and is a predicted model, not a curated record. Gene Ontology annotation, biological process: cell division; regulation of microtubule polymerization or depolymerization; chromosome segregation. Gene Ontology annotation, cellular component: outer kinetochore; mitotic spindle; spindle microtubule. The transcript is spliced from 4 exons. Bases 52 to 927 code for a protein of 291 amino acids. Lineage: Eukaryota; Metazoa; Arthropoda; Insecta; Hymenoptera; Athaliidae. Gene Ontology annotation, molecular function: microtubule binding.
UUUGAUUUACUGAUGAAACGGACGAAACGCUGACUCAGUAUUUCGGUAAACAUGGUUCAAUCGCUGGAAGAUGUAUUGGGUGAGCAAGCCAAGAAACUUGUGGAGCUAAGGAUGGCAUCGAAUCUUAUACUGAGCACGAGAAGUCAUUCGAGUAUUCAAGAGGAACUGGCGGGGGUGCAGGAAGAAGUAUCUUCACUGAAAGCUGAAUUGCGAUUGGCUAGAGGUGAUUUGCAAGUAUUAAAUCUCCAGAAUGGCUCAUUAAAGAAAUUAUCAGUGCUUUUAGAGUCAUUGAACGCAAAGAUCAUUCAUAUGGAGAAUAAUGUACCAUCUGACUAUCUGCGCAAUUUUGGAACCUUGUCAGGAAUGACAGAUAUAUCACGCAUGGGGGUAAAAAAACCAAGCCAAGAAAGUUUUACCCCGCACUCCGUACAUACCUUGUCAGCAAUCAAACAGAAUGAUAGAUACGAAGAACACCACAACUGUAAAAUGACACUGUUCAAUGAACCUACCACCUGUUAUCCAGAGCUGAGCUUAAUAACCCAGGAAGAGUUCAACCAAUUGCCCAAGUAUAUGAUCGGCAGACAGACUUUGGAAACUCUGAAUAAUUUCUUGGUCACCAUUAAUUCCAUUCUCAAGGCAAAAUACAGCCUUUUAGCUCUAGGGAAAAACGGGGCUAAAAAAAAAGGAGAAUUCGAUUUAUACAUGAGCUUCAGAAGCCAAGAAAGCACUGAUGCAAAGGGAAAAGGAAAGGUGUAUUUUUUUACUGCUGAGGACUAUCACCGGCAGACCAAGACAAAGCUCGAUAAGACGAAAUUGAACUUAUUAACAGUCUUAAGACAUUGCAAACGCCUGCGGGAAGUGAGGGCAGCAAAAGCUAUACAAUAUGCAGUUUUUGAAUCGCUAAACUUGCAAGAUAAUCAUAACUAGCCGUUAUCUAAUUAUUAAAUGAAUUCAAUUAUAUACAGUGUACAUUACGAAAAUAUUUUUUUACUGUUUCAUAAAAGUUAUAUCAUACAUAA